CGUUUCCCUCUCCUUCCGAUUUCUGUGAAUACUGAAUGCUCACUGAAUAUACACUUUUUUUUUUCUAACUUCACGCAGUUCAUCACCCUCCUCUCAGUCAAUCCUCUCCGCUUCUUCUUCUCCACCGCUUUCUCUCUCGUCGGAAAAUGGUUUAUACGAUCCCAGGGAUUCGGUUCCCUGCAGUUCCGGCGCUCUGCAAGUACUCCGACUCUUCUUUCAAUGGCGACAGGAAGAUGCCGCUAUCUCUCUUCAUGAGGAAGGAAUCGUCUGCUAGGAAGAUUGUUGGUACCAAGUCCACUUACGAUUCUAAUUCCGUGUUGUCGACCUCAACUGCUGCUUCUGGUAACAUACUGGUUCCUGGGAGUGAAAGCGAUAGCUCUUCGACUUUGGACGGUGAGUCUGAAAUUUCUGGCGUAGUAUCAGAGGAUGAUCAGGUGCUUCAUGAUGUAGAUAGUCAAACAAUAGAAGCUGAUGAGAAGCUGAUGGAUCAAGCACCACUGGAGGAAAUAUCAAUUCCUUCAAAAAGUAGCUUGGCCGAACCCACUGUGAGAUCCAUUCCUCCACCUGGCAGUGGGCAGAGAAUCUAUGAAAUAGAUCCAUAUUUGUUGGCUCACAAAGGACAUCUUGAUUACCGCUAUGGACAGUACAGAAGGCUAAGGGAGGCUAUUGACCAGAAUGAAGGUGGGUUAGAAGCAUUCUCCCGUGGCUAUGAAAAGUUUGGUUUCACACGCAGUGCCACAGGUAUCACGUACCGUGAAUGGGCACCAGGAGCUACGUCAGCUGCGUUGAUUGGAGACUUCAACAAUUGGAAUCCUAAUGCAGAUAUUAUGACCCGGAAUGAGUUUGGUGUCUGGGAAAUUUUUUUGCCUAAUAAUGCAGAUGGUUCCCCAGCCAUUCCUCAUGGUUCUCGAGUGAAGAUUCGAAUGGAUUCUCCUUCAGGCAUCAAAGACUCAAUCCCUGCUUGGAUCAAGUUUUCUGUACAGGCUCCAGGUGAAAUACCGUACAAUGGCAUAUACUAUGAUCCACCAGAAGAGGAAAAGUAUGUAUUUCAACAUCCUCAGCCAAAAAAGCCGAGGGCACUUAGAAUUUAUGAGAGCCAUGUUGGUAUGAGCAGUACGGAACCUAUUAUAAAUACGUAUGCAAACUUUCGAGAUGAUGUCCUUCCUCGUAUUAAGAGGCUUGGAUACAAUGCUGUUCAGAUCAUGGCUAUCCAAGAGCAUUCCUAUUAUGCUAGCUUUGGGUACCAUGUUACCAACUUUUUUGCCCCUAGCAGUCGCUGUGGAACCCCUGAAGAACUUAAAUCUUUGAUAGAUAGAGCUCAUGAGCUCGGUCUGCUUGUUCUCAUGGAUAUUGUUCAUAGCCAUGCAUCAAAGAAUGUGUUGGAUGGACUAAACAUGUUUGAUGGCACUGAUAACCAUUACUUUCAUUCUGGAUCCCGAGGUUAUCAUUGGAUGUGGGAUUCUCGUCUUUUUAAUUACGGAAGCUGGGAAGUACUAAGGUUUCUACUAUCAAAUGCUAGAUGGUGGCUCGAAGAAUACAAGUUCGAUGGGUUCAGAUUUGAUGGUGUGACCUCCAUGAUGUAUACACAUCGUGGUCUAGAGGUAGGGUUUACUGGAAACUACAACGAGUACUUUGGAUUUGCUACAGAUGUAGAUGCUGUGGUGUAUUUGAUGCUGGUGAAUGAUAUGAUUCAUGGGCUUUAUCCCGAGGCUGUUACAAUUGGUGAAGAUGUCAGUGGAAUGCCUACCUUUUGCAUUCCUAUCCAAGAUGGUGGAAUUGGAUUUGAUUACCGGCUGCACAUGGCCAUUGCUGAUAAAUGGAUCGAACUUCUCAAGAAAAGCGAUGAAGACUGGAAAAUGGGUGAUAUUGUUCACACGCUUGUUAACAGAAGGUGGUUAGAAAAGUGUGUUGCAUAUGCUGAGAGUCAUGACCAAGCUCUUGUUGGUGAUAAAACAGUUGCGUUCUGGUUGAUGGACAAGGACAUGUAUGAAUUCAUGUCUUUGGAUAAACCAUCAACUCCUGCAAUUGAUCGUGGAAUAGCAUUACAUAAAAUGAUAAGGCUUAUUACCAUGGGAUUGGGUGGAGAAGGAUAUUUGAAUUUCAUGGGGAAUGAAUUUGGACAUCCUGAGUGGAUUGAUUUUCCAAGGGGCGAUCAACAUCUUCCUAGUGGUGCAGUAAUUCCUGGAAACAACUUUAGUUAUGAUAAAUGUCGGCGUAGAUUUGAUUUGGGAGAUGCAGAGUAUUUAAGAUAUCAUUUUAUGCAAGAAUUCGAUCGGGCGAUGCAGCAUCUUGAAGAAGCAUUUGGCUUCAUGACAUCUGAACACCAAUACGUUUCCCGAAAGGAUGAAGGAGAUAAAGUCAUUGUGUUCGAAAGGGGGGAUCUGGUUUUUGUUUUCAAUUUCCAUUGGAGUAACAGCUAUUACGACUAUCGAGUGGGGUGCCUCAAGCCAGGAAAAUACAAGAUUGUCUUGGACUCGGAUGAGCCCUCGUUUGGAGGGUACAAUCGGCUUGAUCAUUAUGCCGAGUACUUCACAUUUGAAGGAAACUACGAUAACAGGCCUCGUUCAUUCCUAGUAUAUGCUCCUUCCAGGACGGUCGGGGUCUAUGCUCUAACACCAGAUGAUUCUGAGCUUGUAGAGGGCGAAACCGAAACCGAAACCGAAACCGAAACCGAAACCGAAACUGAAACCAAAACCGAAACCGAAAUCAAAACUGAAAUUGAAACUUCAAUGGAGUAGAGUUUCUGAUGUGAAGAUGGUACCAUUCAUGGUGUACCUAGAGAACCAUGUGGCGAAGAUGGUUCAACACAGAACCGAUGUGGAAUCUUCUUGCCAGACAAUUCUGCCAGGUAACUGGAUUCAUCAAUUAACAAGGUAUAACCUUAAAUCCAAUGCAAUGAAUUUCAUCUGCGUAAAGUAAAGACAACUUCAGAGGAUGGGUAGAUGUUUUUACUGUUCUAUUUAAUUCUUGGCAAUUAUAUUUGGUUGUUUCAGAUUCCGGAGCUGGAAAUUUCUUAGUAGAACGUGUAAGUACAUAAAACUCUUUCCAAAUACCUAGUCCUGCUUAAAUUAUAAUGAAAUACGGUAGAGUCAGCCAU
Molecule: messenger RNA, 3097 nt
Organism: Cucurbita maxima (winter squash)
Lineage: Eukaryota; Viridiplantae; Streptophyta; Magnoliopsida; Cucurbitales; Cucurbitaceae
Product: 1,4-alpha-glucan-branching enzyme 2-2, chloroplastic/amyloplastic-like
Exons: 22
Coding region: 147-2738 (863 amino acids)
Biological process (GO): starch metabolic process
Cellular component (GO): cytoplasm
Molecular function (GO): 1,4-alpha-glucan branching enzyme activity; cation binding; hydrolase activity, hydrolyzing O-glycosyl compounds
Source: RefSeq, a predicted model, not a curated record